AAGCGCAAGACUUUGCUCAGCACUGUCAGACUCCGAAAUUGAAAUCGAUCAAAUACCUCCAAGGAAGCCCGUCAAAAAACCACCGAACAGCCCAAGGUCACGUUACGUUACAAUGUCAGACUCCGACAUUGAUAUCAAAAAAAUACCUCCGAUGAAGCCCGUCAAAAAACCACCGAACAGCCCAACAGAAGAUUUACUAAUUGCUCGUGAAAAAAAGGUUACGACAAAAGCUAUGAUCCACGAAGCUUUGACAGAACUUAAAACGAGAAAAGGAGUUUCAAUACAAGCCAUCAAGAAGUACAUGGAAGAAAAAUAUUAUGUUCAAACGGAUAAACUCAAGUAUCUGAUCAAAAAAACCUUGAAGACUGGUGUUGAAGAUGGCAGUAUAGUGCAACUGAAAGGCAUCGGAGCGUCAGGAUCUUUCAAGUUAGCGCCUGUUAAAGAAAAAAUUAAAAAGAAACCUAAAACCAAGAAAGAAAAACCUAAAACGGAAAAAAGUACUAAAGAGAAAUCAAAAGAUAAACCCACGAAAGAUAAAAAAGAGAAAAUGGUGAAGGAAAAAGCUAUUAUAGAUAAAGUAAAGGCUGCGAAAAAAAUCAAGAUGGAUGUAAAAGAUAAGGAAAAGAAGAUGGAAAAACCGAAAGAUAAAAAGAAAGCUGAUUUGAAAGAGAAGAAAACUAAACCGGCGGCAACUUCAGCUAAGAAGAAAGCAACCAUGAUGAAGAGGAAAAGCAUAGGAUCUAUCAUUAAACCGCCCAAGAUGAAGCCGAAAUUAAAAGCUUAACUAUAGAUUUGGAAAGCGUCUUAUACAGCUGAAGGAGAGAAAUUCUAGAAAGUGAAAAGUUACCAGAGAACAUUAAUUGUGACGAAUUGACUGUGACUUAUUUUUGCUUUCUUUUUGACAAAGCAUCGCGAGUUGUUUUUAAUUUGCUAUGCGAAUUACUAUUAAAAUCUUGUUGUAAUUCAACUUAUGUAAUAUAUGUAUAGUAAAAUUUAUAUUUAGUGAUUUUAAUGAUAAUCAACAUGUGUCUACUCUAUAUUGAACUUUGUAUUGUAUAAGAUGGUGCAAUAUUGCAAUGCGAAUUAUUAUAAAAAUGUGCAAUGGGACUCGUUAAUUGAAAUGUUGAAUAAUGCGAAUUUGUAACAUAUGUCGAUAAGUGUAUAGCCGUGUAAAUAAAAGAGUAUAAUGCACUAAAA
This is a messenger RNA of Cydia strobilella, 1197 nucleotides long. Its product is annotated as histone H1.1, embryonic-like. Gene Ontology annotation, biological process: chromosome condensation; nucleosome assembly; negative regulation of DNA recombination. Gene Ontology annotation, molecular function: nucleosomal DNA binding; double-stranded DNA binding. Lineage: Eukaryota; Metazoa; Arthropoda; Insecta; Lepidoptera; Tortricidae. The transcript has a single exon. Gene Ontology annotation, cellular component: nucleosome; nucleus. The record is from RefSeq and is a predicted model, not a curated record. Bases 113 to 784 code for a protein of 223 amino acids.